Molecule: messenger RNA, 1581 nt
Organism: Spodoptera exigua (beet armyworm)
Lineage: Eukaryota; Metazoa; Arthropoda; Insecta; Lepidoptera; Noctuidae
Source: the annotation of a GenBank genome assembly
GUUCUGCAUAAUAACAUCCGUAAGGCAAUGGCAGUUGCUUGGCCAAUGGGGAGGCGCGGCGCGCACUCGUGGGCGUAGUGGAGCGCGCGGAUUGGCCCGCACGCUCGGGUUUAUCACUCGAUUUGUCGGUAGCGGCGUCACCGCAGUCGCGGCGCGCGAUUGUCGAUUGUCGCCAUUGUGUCGAGCGAGCGACGGACGCGCGGAGCUCGCGCUCGUUUGAUUUGCAACACGCGAUACGAUAACGCAAUCCGAGUCAAUCGAUCGUGUAAUAACAGUUACGUAUACAAUGAUAACAGUUGUUUAUAAUUACUGAUAAUUUGUUUGUUUUUCGUAUUGAGAUUUGUGUGUGUAGUGCCGGCGGGACUUUUUUGAAACGUGAUUGAAAGGCUUCAUCGUGGAUCUGGAGUUACAUCAACGUGCCAGUGGGCACUUUAUGAGUGCCGCUGGUGCGAUGUGCGACCGAACUGGUUUCGGGUCAUCUAUGGGACAUUUCCCCAUGGGCCCCAUGUCCGCCAUGGGUGCCAUAGGGACUAUGAGCUCGAUAUCUGCGAUGAACGGACCUCAGCAGAAGAAAGUUCAGGAGGAACAUAUUAAAAGGCCCAUGAACGCCUUUAUGGUGUGGUCGAGGCUACAAAGGCGGAAGAUCGCACAAGAUAAUCCGAAGAUGCACAACUCGGAGAUCUCUAAAAGAUUAGGUGCCGAAUGGAAGCUUCUCUCGGAAGACGAGAAGCGGCCCUUCAUUGACGAAGCGAAGCGUAUCAGAGCUAUGCACAUGAAGGAACAUCCUGACUACAAGUACAGGCCGAGAAGGAAGCCGAAGACCUUGAGGAAGGAGGGGUAUCCUUACUCCAUACCGUACCCUAGCGUGCCCAUGGAUGCGCUUAGAGCUGGAAUGGCAGGCGGUGGCAUGGGUCAAGCAAUGGGAGGGUAUUAUGGAGCAGCAUAUGGUCCGUUAGGAGCCAGUAUGGCGGCCGCAGCAGCUGCAGCAGCUCAGCAGAAUGCUAUCAGUGCCGCUUUAACGCCUAAUCCACAGGUCGGUUCAUCAAUGGAUAUGUCGAAGUACUCAAUAGAAGCUGAAAAAUACCGCACCUACGGUAUGUACCCAGACCCCUCCCGAGGAUACCUGGACUCUGCAGCCUUAUCCAAGGCAUAUAUGUACAUGGACCAGCAGCAACAGCGCUCGUACCCAGUCGACAUCAGUAAGAUGUACUCCGAAGCAUCAGCCGCCGCCAUGGCAGGACUUAGCUCCGUAAACUCAGCUCCAUCCAGUCUAUCGCCACGUUCCCCAACUGACUCCCCAGACAUGACCCCCAAAGCCCAAGACAGAACCGAAGGCUCAUCAUCAUCAGGGUCAAAUCCCUCCCCUUCGCUUCCCUACUACCAAGGAUCCUCAAGUAUCCUCAUGCCACAAUACCCCGGACAGUAUCCACAAAGCACCCAAGGAGGUCCGGAGUUCAGACGACCCCUCACCGUCAUAUUUUGACCUGAAACCUAGUUUGUUGUUGUUGAUUUUUAUUUAUUUGUUCAUUUUUAUAGUUUUCCAACGACUGCGUUUUUUACGUUAGUUUCCUAUCGAAUUUU